AGAAAAGUUGGGGACGGUGCUGUUGUAUACUUAUUAUAUAAUGCAAAAUUAAUUAAAAAUGCUUUUAUUUACGAGAAAACUUUUGCCACUGCGAAUAGUAAACUAUAAAAUAUUCAGUAAAAGAAAUAAGUAUAUUGUUCUCUUACCUGAAAUUCCACCAGAUACAGCAGAAAAUAAUCCAUUGUUACGUACAUCUGCACUUCCUGCCUUCAGCCAGUUAAAUAGUGAAAAAUGUGUCAAUGCAGUUGGGAAAUUGAUGAUUCAGUAUGAAGCUGGAAUUCAUCAUUUAGAUCAGAAACUUGAUGACUCAGAAGUUCAAAUUAAUGUGCAGAAUGUGAUACUACCAUUAGACAGACUUACAGCUCCUUUUGAUUUUGCUUGGGGAGCUUUCAAAUUGCUUUAUACAGUUCGUCGAAACCAAAGCAUUGCUGAUGCUUAUGUGAAGCUUCAUCCAAGAAUAAUAAAAGCAAAGCGAGAGAAGUAUCUAAGCCCUGCUAUAUACAAAGCAUUUAAGGAACUAAAGUCAAAUGAAAAUCAGUUGACUGAGCCAGUACGCAGGAUCGUUGAUAAGCAUAUUCUGGAAUCACAGUUGUCUGGAAUGGACUUGUCAGAUAAAGCCUAUGAUCAUUUUCAAACCAUUGUUCGUAAACUUGACGAGGGAAGAGGGAAAUAUAAGCAUAAGUUAGUGCAGGCGACAUCGUCUUUUUCUCAUGAUUUGCAAUUUGACGACAUUAAAAAUUUCCCAAAAGAAGUGCUGAAGUUUUUUGCAGCUGACCCCACCAAUGUUGCUCGUGGCCCAUGGACUUUAACCCUUGAACCUCAUGUUUAUAACUGUUUUAUGGAAUACUGCGAUAAUAGACUUCUGAGAUGGAAUGCCUGGUUUGCUAAUCACAUAAGAGCUACAUCAACUUCAGAUGAACUGAACAACAGCUUAGAAAUAGAAGAAAUAAGGCAUCAAAGGACUAAUUUAGCAAAACUACUAGGCUUUGAUACUUAUGCAGAGCUGUCGAUGAAAACUAAAAUGGCUGGGAGUGUUGAAAACGUAAUGGAACUUAUUACAACAUUACAUGUAAAAAGUAAAGAUGUCACAUUAAAAGAAAUAGAAACACUUGAAGAAUUUGCAAAUGCAAACGGAUUUGCAGAUAAGCUACAACCAUGGGAUAUACCUUUCUGGCAAAGACUGCACAAAGAAGAACUUUUCAAUGUGGAAGAAGCUACAGUUCGACAAUAUUUUCCAUUACCAGUGGUUUUAGAAGGCAUAUUUGGACUGAUCAAGAAGCUAUUUGGAAUAACUAUUCAAGAAGCUAAAGAAAAUGUAGAUGUUUGGCAUGAAGAUGUGUCAUAUUAUAAGGUUACUGAUGAAAGUGGUAAGGAGAUUGCAUCAUUUUAUAUGGAUCCAUACAUGAGAGUAGAUGAAAAAAUGAGAGGUGCUUGGCUAGAAGUUGGAAGAAAUCGGAGUGAUGUCUAUGGCUCUGAACCUUUAUCAUAUUUAGUUUUUAACUUCCACCCUCCGUCAUUUGGCAAGCCAUCUUUGCUUUCAUUUUCAGAUUUGAAGGUAUUAUUUAAAAAGUUUGGUCAUCUACUGCAACAUUCAUUGACAACUGUUCCUUAUACUGAAGUGGCUGGGCUGACAAAUUUGGAGUGGGAUGUUGUGAAUGUGUGUCCACUAGUGAUGAGCUCUUUCCUCAGAGAUUAUAAAACAGUUAAGAAGUUAAGUCAACAUGUGGAUAGUGGGGAUGUGAUACCUGCUGACUUACAUGAACAGCUUAUUAAAAAGGAUCAGUAUAUGAUGGGUUUACGAUUGACUGAAGAACUGUUCCUCUCUGCCCUGGAUUUGGAACUGUAUAGCAAAAAUGAAUUCUGGCUAAAUGCAGCUAAAAGAGUAUGGGCUCAAUAUAUGCCGUUUCCUUAUGAGAAGAAUACCGCCAAACCUUGUUCCUUCCCUGAAAUCUUUUGUGAUCAAUACCCUGCAGCAUAUUUCUCAAACCUUUGGGCAGAAAUGAUUGCUGCUGAUGUAUUUAGUGCUUUUGUGGAAGAAGGGUUAGAUGAUGAUGAAAAAAUGGCAAAAAUAGGCCACAGGUUUAGAGAUACAUAUUUAUCCCUUGGAGGUGGCUGCCAUCCUGGAGAGGUCUUUCGCCAAUUUCGUGGAAGAGAUCCCUGCACAGAUGCACUUCUAGUGAGUUACCAGCUCUUGAAGAAAACCCAGAGUUAGCAGUUUGUUUGCAUUUAGCCCUUUUUAGAAUGGUUUCUUUUCACUUUGGAAGUUAUAGAAUGAGAAACUUUUAUUGGCAGAAAGAAAACUCCGCCUUUAGUUAUUCCCAACACAAAAAAACUAUUUUUAAAGGGAAAAAAAAUAUCAAAUCAUAAAACUUUAUAUAAGACCAGAUAAGUUAAUUAGAUAUGUCAUAAUUACUCAAUGUGAAUGUAAAGCUUUUCUCAUUGAAAUAUUUUAGUUCUGAAGAAAAUGAAAUUUUACCUAGGAACAUAAUUUCUGUGUUUUUAAGAAUAAUUUUCAGUUAACAAUGUCUGAAAUACAUUGUUCACUCCCUCUUUCUUUUGGAUACUCUUCUCCCCAAGUAUUUAUUGUUUUGAAAGGUUCUUUUAUGUGCGAAAUAUGAAAAUGAAAGAGUGUACCGUCGAACUUGCUUAUUACGAGUACAAAGGGACCGCAAUACUUACUCGUUAUAACUUAGAGUUAGUGAAAAACUUUAAAAAUUCAUACACACCUGCUUUGUCUGUUCUUAUUUCUGUACAGUUCUAAAGAAGUUGGUUACAUGUUUUGAACUGUUUUGUGUCCAAGGAAUACUUGUGACCCAGAAAACUUCAUUUGCACCAUUACCUUCCAUGAAACAAAAGGACUCUUUCUGCACAUCAUGGUUCAGAUUAAAAUUCUUCACCUUUGUCGUUACUUUCUUCAUAAUUAUUAUUUUCCAUUUGUUAGAGCUAUAUAUCCUCAAAAGUAAGUUUUGAAGAAAUGAUUAUAGUGUUGUCAAAAAAUAUAUAAGUUUAAAAUGAUUCUCUGCUCCACAUUUUUUUUUAAAGGCCCUCAUAACUUUCUCAGAAUUUAUGACAUUUCCAACUCCAUUUCAGAGUGUUAACGAUCCAUUUUCCAAGAAAAUAUAAGCUGAGCUGGAAGGGAAUAGAUACCUUAUGAGCACAAAAAUAUUGCUUGCUUUAAGAAGGGUUUGCUCGUUAAAAGCCAGUUCUAGUCCCGAAGACUAAACAUUGUACCAACCAAGUAUUUCUAAAUUCCUUGUUAAUUAGGGCUCACUAUAAGCAAGUUCAACUGUAUAAAUGCCUCAUUUAAAAGUACUACAUCUUUAUCAUAAUGUAUGUAUUACAUUAUAUGUACAAAGUAAUUAAAAAGUAAAAUCUUUUGGCUA
Molecule: messenger RNA, 3383 nt
Organism: Uloborus diversus
Lineage: Eukaryota; Metazoa; Arthropoda; Arachnida; Araneae; Uloboridae
Exons: 18
Coding region: 59-2212 (717 amino acids)
Biological process (GO): proteolysis; peptide metabolic process
Molecular function (GO): metalloendopeptidase activity
Source: RefSeq, a predicted model, not a curated record